CCGUCUCCCUAUUACUCUAGCCAAUGUAGAUAAGUGAACAAAUGCUUGUUUAAUAGCAUUACUUUCAGGUUCCUUUGACACAAGGUUUCACCUCGAUAUGAAAUGUAUUCAGUAUAAACAUGAUAAAGUUAAUACUAAAACCACUCACAGUGUAAAUAUUUUUCAGAAAACAAACUUAUCAGAGGAGACCAAGGAUAUUUUGAAGGAGCUGUUUGCCCAAGGCAUGGACUCCAAAGGUAUAACAAGCAGUGCGCUGCACAACAAGGCUGUUGAAAGAACAGGACUGCCGUUACAGGUUAUCAAGGACUGGAUUGGCAAUUAUAAAAAAGUCGUGGAGGGAAGGAAAUAUGAAGCACAGCCACGGACAUUAUACCUCAAAGGAAUGACUGGGUAUAAUUGUUUUGUUAGAGAGAAAAAAGAUCAAUUUAAUGACAUAGCAGACUGGGCACCUGCCUGGAAUUUGUUAGGGCAGGAGGAAAAGGAGGAAUACAAACAGAAGGCCAAAGAAAAGCCAGUGGUACCACCUCAACCACAACAGAAAGAUGCCUUUAAAAGGCUUAAGAUUAUCAGAGAACAUAUUGUUGAACUUGAAAAGCAUAGUGUAGAUGUAGCUCUGGUAGGCAUUGACACCAACACUGGAUCCCAGAUCCUUUUAGGAGAUGGAAAAUCUGCUGCCUUCCUUAAAUCAGAGGACAUCCUGCAGAAUUUGUUUGCUUUUCAUUCACUAGGAACCAAAGAAGUACCAAAAGACUUAAAAAGUCUUCAACAGGAGGCUCAAACCCACAUGAACAAGUUGUAUUCAAAAGCAGUGGGGAAAAAACAAGCUUUCCCAUACACCAAAGUUAAAAAAGGAAACAUACAAGUGAAUGGUAUCCCCCUUGAUGUUCUCCCCCUAGUACCUAUGUCAAAUUAUGGGGAGAAAAAAAUGAAAAUGAUAUUAAACAUAAAGGAAAUUUCGGUAGAAGUGCCCACAUCUCCUGAAUAUGAGGUAUUAUCAUUACCAGUUGACAAUGCUAUAGAAACAGAAUUGAAUAUGAAGGUGCAGAAGGCUGUUGAGGAGGAUAACUUGAUUGAACCUGGAAGUGAAGAACUACUCUAUAAUUUACUGGUGACUCCUGAGUUUGAAGAAAACAUUUAUUCUCUUGCAUCACCAGCAGUCACACACAUACUCCCAUCACAACCAGUCACACAUGCACUCACAUCACCAUCAGUCACACAUACACUCACAUCACCACCAGUCACACAUACACUACCAUCACUACCAGUCACACAAACACAACCAAACAAAACAACAGUCAAAAAAUCAUUAAAAAACCCAUCAGCCAAACAAACAUUCACACUAAAAAAAAAAACAGCCAAACAAACACUCACACUAAAAAAAACACCAGUCACACAUACACUCACAUCAACACAAGUCACACAUACACUACCAUCACCACCAGUCACACAAACACUUCCAUCACCACCAGUCACACAUACAUUCACAUCACCACCAGUCACACAAACACUUCCAUCACCACCAGUCACACAUACAAGCACAUCAUCACCAGUCACAUAUACAGUACCAUCACCACCAAUCACACAUACAGUACCAUCACCACCAGUCACACAUACACUCACAUCACCACCAGUCACACUAGCACUCACUUCACCACCAGUCACACAUACACUCACUUCACCACCAGUCACACAUAAAGUACCAUCACCACCAGUCACACAUAUAGUACCAUCACCACCAGUCACACAAACAGUACCAUCACCACCAGUCACACAUACACUACCAUCACCACCAGUCACACAUACACUCACAUCACCACCAGUCACACAUACACUCACAUCACCACCAGUCACACUAGCACUCACGUCACCACCAGUCACACAUACAGUACCAUCACCACCAGUCACACAUACAGUACCAUCACCACCAGUCACACAUACACUCACAUCACCACCAGUCACACAUACACUCACAUCACCACCAGUCACACAUACAGUACCAUCACCACCAGUCACACAUACACUCACAUCACCACCAGUCACACAUACACUCACAUCACCACCAGUCACACAUGCACUCACAUCACCACCAGUCACACAUACACUCACAUCACCACCAGUCACACAUACACUCACAUCACCACCAGUCACACUAGCACUCACAUCACCACCAGUCACAAAUACACUCACAUCACCACCAGUCACACUAGCACUCACAUCACUACCAGUCACACAUACACUCACAUCACCACCAGUCACACUAGCACUCACAUCACCACCAGUCACACAUACACUCACAUCACCACCAGUCACACUAGCACUCACAUCAGCACCAGUCACACAUACCAGCAAAAGACCAAGGGGGACAGCUGCUAACAGGACAAAAGCCACUAAAAAGAGAAAGAACAACAAAGAAUGGGGAGUGAAAGGCAUCAUUGCCACGAGAAAUGUCGGAAACUCACGAGAGUACCUGAUUCAUUGGGAUGGAUUUAACCAUGACCAUGAUUCAUGGGAGCCAGAAUCUAAUCUGACUCCAAGUCUAAUUGGACAGUUUUUUUCCAAUAAAAUUUGAUUUAAA
This is a messenger RNA of Mytilus trossulus (common blue mussel), 2575 nucleotides long. Its product is annotated as histone-lysine N-methyltransferase 2D-like. The coding region runs from base 98 to 2569 and encodes 823 amino acids. The record is from RefSeq and is a predicted model, not a curated record. Lineage: Eukaryota; Metazoa; Mollusca; Bivalvia; Mytilida; Mytilidae. The transcript is spliced from 10 exons.